AUGACUAUAAAUUGUUGUGACUUAUGUAUAGCAGUAACUAUUUGUUCAAUAAUAACUAUUUUAUUAUAUAUCAUUUCUUGGUUAACAUAUGAAGAGAAAGAUGAGGAAAAUUUUAAAGAAUGUAGUACAUCAAAUAUGCAAGGUUUAGAUAAUGAACAACCAAUACCACGUGGUGAACUAAAUGAAAUACUUAAUUAUGAUUCUGAAAAAUAUAUUCUUACUCGUGAUCGUCAUUCAUCUGGUGAAAUAAUAUAUGAAAUAUCCGAUAUAUCUCGUUUACAAAAUGAAGAUUUACGUUUACGUAUUGCUAAACAUGAUUCAUUUAUAUCGAAUAAAUCUGCUACUGAUGUUGAAAGUGAACAUCAUAAUGAUUCAGUUGAAAAUGAUUUAAAAGUAUUUAAUAAACCUUCUGAUGAUAUUACUAUUGAAGAUCAAAAUGAUGAAUAUGAAUAUGAUCCAGUUGUACAUCCAGAUUCAAAACCUGGUCGUUUACAUUUAUCAAUUCGAUAUGAUAAUGAACGUAGUAAAUUAAUUGUUCAAAUACUUAAUGCUCAAGGUUUAAUAGAACCUGAACAAGUAUAUUCACGUGAAAUGUGUUUAAAAUUUACAUUAAUUGGACCAUAUAAUAAUGAAGAUGUUACAGAAAAACAUGUAAGAGUUAUAGUAGAAAAUGCACCUAUUAUAUGGAAAGAACCAAUGACAUUUUGUACUACAUUUGAGAAUGCUAUUAAACAUAAUUUAUAUAUUUAUGCAACUAAUAAUACUGAUCCAGUUGCACCUCGAGAUCGAGAAAUAUCAAUUCCAUUGAAUAAUCUUGAUAGUCAAGCUGGAGAAAUAAACGAAUGGUUUGAUUUGCAAUUUGUUCAAUCGUCAUAUUAA
This is a messenger RNA of Rotaria sp. Silwood1, 879 nucleotides long. NCBI's taxonomy places the organism in Eukaryota, Metazoa, Rotifera, Eurotatoria, Philodinida, Philodinidae. The record is from the annotation of a GenBank genome assembly.